CCACUGUUGGAAUAUAUCUGUGUGAAAAAUAUAUAUGACGAAACCAGUUUGUUGAAAACGAAGUUGGAAGUCCUUUUGGGUACCUCUAUGGUCGACUAUGCUGCGGAUACUUACAAAGUAAUAUAUGACGAAGAAGUCCCCGAAGAUUAUUCCGAGAGACGCGAAAAGGUUCUUGAAAGCAUUAAUGAAAUGGAAAUCAAGCUUGAACCAGUGAAGGCAAUUUUCAGCCCGGAAACAAUGAAGGAAGUCGCACAGUGCAAGAAUGCGAAGGACCUUCUUUCCAGUCUGGAAACUAAGUACAAUUUCAAGUUGGAGAUGCUGGAUGAUAUGUUCGAUGCCGCGAGGGUAUUCUACGACAUUGGCAACUAUAACACAGCCUCGGAGUAUCUGCGCGUUGUACGACAACUAGUUACCCCGGGUAGCAAACGUCAUCUGGACGCCUGCUGGGGUCGCUUGGCAAGUGAAAUCCUUGUGCAGAAUUGGAACGAGGCAAUGGAUGAUUUGGAAAAACUCAAGGAUGCCAUUGAUUGUCAGACAGAAGAGCGUCCUUCUUCGCAUACUUGUCUAAUGCAACUGCAACAACGUACUUGGCUUCUGCAUUGGUCGCUCUUUGUGUUCUUCAAUCAUCCGCAAGGAAAGGAAAAGCUAAUCGAAUGGUUCAUGCAAAAUCCCACGCAUUUGAAUGCUAUUCAAACAUUGGCUCCUCACUUGCUCCGCUACCUGACUGUGUGCGUCAUCACCAGUACGGAUAAAAAGAAGAAGAGUCUGAUUCGCGAUCUGGUCUAUUUGAUUCAACAAGAAAGCUACUCUUAUCGGGAUCCGGUGACGGAAUUCUUGGAAUGUCUUUUUGUGAAGUUCGAUUUCGAUGGAACUCAACAGAAGUUGCGUACUUGUGAGACAGUCUUACCAAACGAUUUCUUCCUCACUGGUUGCUUCGAGGAAUUCAUCGAGAAUGCUCGUCUGCUCAUGUUCGAAUCGUUUUGUCGAAUCCAUCAUAGUGUGGGCAUCAGUGUCCUGGCCGAAAAAUUAAACAUGAAUGUGGAGGAUGCGGAGCGGUGGAUCGUCAAUUUAAUUCGUAACGCACGAAUGGAUGCAAAAAUCGAUUCAAAAAAGGGGUUGAUUGUCAUGGGGACACAAAAGGUAUCACCUUAUCAACAGGUGAUCGAACGGACCAAGACCAGUGGCAGUUGUGCGCACAAGUUACUCGAACGACUGCGGUGGGAGAAAUCGUUGGACAGUGAAAUGGGGUUGAUUGUCAUGGGGACACAAAAGGUAUCACCUUAUCAACAGGUGAUCGAACGGACCAAGACCAGUGGCAGUUGUGCGCACAAGUUACUCGAACGACUGCGGUGGGAGAAAUCGUUGGACAGUGAAAUG
Molecule: messenger RNA, 1377 nt
Organism: Opisthorchis viverrini
Lineage: Eukaryota; Metazoa; Platyhelminthes; Trematoda; Opisthorchiida; Opisthorchiidae
Exons: 10
Biological process (GO): translational initiation
Cellular component (GO): cytoplasm; nucleus; eukaryotic translation initiation factor 3 complex
Molecular function (GO): translation initiation factor activity
Source: RefSeq, a predicted model, not a curated record